AUGGGAAACGACAUCAAUGGCAUCGCUGUGGCCGUCCAGCAGUUCUACGAAGAGCGCAAGCAAGAGGACCUCCUGCCAUUCUGCUGGCGAAACCAGGACUGCGACAGCUGCCUUAAAGCCGCUGACUUCUGCACUCCUCUGGCGAGUAGUUCAAUAUGUCCCCUCGGUCCCAAGGAGAGGUGGGAGAUACGGACCCGCCCGUUCGGAUGUGGUGUCAGUACCGCUUCGUUCCUAACAUGCAUCGUCUCGGUGCUAAGUACCCUGGCGCUGGUGGCAGCUGCGUAUAUAGCUUAUCGGAUAUGGACUGCGAAGAAAGCUGAAGAAGAGGAGGAGCAGCAGCAACAGUCGGGUGGAGAGGACCAAUUUGGAGGCGAGCAGCAGUAUGGGAAUGAUCCGUACGGGAGUGGAGGAGGGUAUGGUGGCGCUCAAUAUGGUGAAGGAGGGGGGAUAGGAGAAGGGAUAGUUCCUGGUCUUGUGGGUGGUAUUUCGAACUGGAUGGGUCAGGAACAUAGAGGACCGGAAACUAUUCCAGAGGAAGAUGAGGAACAGGAUGAGCGUUCGCCUUUGCUAUGA
Messenger RNA from Microsporum canis CBS 113480, 573 nucleotides. RefSeq lists its product as hypothetical. The coding region runs from base 1 to 573 and encodes 190 amino acids. NCBI's taxonomy places the organism in Eukaryota, Fungi, Ascomycota, Eurotiomycetes, Onygenales, Arthrodermataceae. The transcript is spliced from 2 exons. The record is from RefSeq and is a predicted model, not a curated record.